This is a messenger RNA of Hirsutella rhossiliensis, 459 nucleotides long. RefSeq lists its product as uncharacterized. Lineage: Eukaryota; Fungi; Ascomycota; Sordariomycetes; Hypocreales; Ophiocordycipitaceae. The transcript is spliced from 5 exons. Bases 1 to 459 code for a protein of 152 amino acids. The record is from RefSeq and is a predicted model, not a curated record.
AUGGAUUACGCCUCUAAUAUGAUAGGGGCGCAAGCCAUCACAGGCGCGUUUCGUACGGUCGCAAAGACCGUGGCCAUGGCCGAGGCCAACGUUCGAACGAGAAUUGUCACAGCGGUGGAAACAGUGCAGAUGGACCAGAUAGAAGACAUACACGAGUAUGCUCUGCCGCCAUGGACACCCCGCAUCCAAGUGAUGUUGGAGAGCGACAAAGAGAAGGCUGUCAAGGCAGCGAAUGACGCCAAAGGCAUUGUGACAGCAACGUCCAGCUCGCAAAGGAACGGCGUGGUGGGGAUGGGAGGCGUGGUGCGCAGUGUGAACCACAACCGCUUGGGCGUCGUUCUUGCCAGCUAUUCCGUUUGUCUCGGGACUGCGGAGGAGCAGAACCCAUACACGGCGGAGCUGGCCGCGAUAGCCAUGGCGCUGAUGUUGAUCAAGCGUCCUCGCGAGGCUGGUCUGUGA